CCGAGGUUCACCAUAACCCUCCUCCUGUACUGCGCCUUCCAGCCCGCCCGAACCCCCGCUACACCUCCUCCGUAGGUUACAACACCUGUUUGGUGCAAUAUCUUUGACCACAAUCCCGGCCGAAUUCGAAAAUCGAGUCGUAAGCAUCAUACUCUCUAGACGGUGGGGCUGUCACGAUCUCGAGCCAUACACCUGCCACGGCAAGCUGCUCAAUCGGACGUGGGAAGCCGCAAUACCAAUCAACCUGCACCUUCCGCAGGCCUCACAAUGCCGGUGAAGUAGGGCAAGCUCCCCGGAGCACCUUGCUCUCCGCCGUUCCUCCCUCGACCGCCAUCGUUAUCUCCCACCAUGGCCGCGUCGCCUCCUCCCACGUUGUCUUCCUUCCACCGACCCAUUGCGCUCUUCCUCGCUGGGACCGCAGCAGCUUGCACCGCCUACCUCAUCUACACCAGCCUUUGCAUGCCUGCACGAAAGGGAGAACUGCAUCGAACGCAGACAAUUCGAAGGCCCAACCGACGCACCCGUAACCGCGUUGUUGGACGCCCCCUUGCGCAAAGGGAACAAGUUCCCACACCGCCGCACGAGUUUGACUUCUUUGGCCAGCUCCUUGGACCCGACCGUAUCCCAUCAGAGGACGAGCUACGGGCACUCGCUCGUCAACUUGACCCUGCAGCUACACCUGAAGCCAUCGACGGCCGCAUAGAUCAGCUCCAAGAGGCUUUUCUCGACAGCGUCUUCGCAACAGUCGUUUCUACGGACCCUAGUGAAUUGCCGGCGUCCGUCGAUAUAGACCUGUCUAGUUUUCCUGAGGCAGCCAUUCAACGUGCGAUCCAACGGCAAGUCGCCAGGGUAGCAGAACAAAACACGGAUUUCGCUGCUCAACCAAUCUACGGACAACCAAACAGUGGAAUGGCGUACACGGAAGCGCAGGCUUUACAAGCGGCCAUCUACAAUGUUGCGGAAGAAAGGGUGAACAACGAGAACAUCAUCCACCGAGGAGUAGCGUGUAAUGCCUGUGGCAGAGUGCCUCAUGGGAUCCGAUGGCACUGCGCCAAUUGCUGGGAUUUUGAUUUGUGCUCUGAUUGUGAGGCCACGGUUGCUCAUGAGAUGACACACAUCUUCUACAAGAUCAAGAUACCUGCUCCCUUUCUCACGAUACCUCGGCAGAAACCCAUCUAUCCUGGGAAACCUAGCGCAAUGCCGGAAUUUCUCAGUCACUCAACGAAGCAAUCCCUAGAGCAGGAGACUAAUCUAGGAAGGGAAAGAAUCGACGCACUGUGGGAUGAGUUCAGAUGCCUGGCUGCAACAGAGUGGGAUGGCGAUGAUUAUGGUAUUGGUUGGGGAAUCGAUAGAGCCAAUUUCGAUCGUACCUUUCUUCCACGAUACCCUCACUUCCCGACGCAGAAGAAUCUUCUAUACGACCGCUUGUUUGCCUUUUACGACAGCGAUUCCAACGGAAUAAUCGGGUUCGCGGAGUUCGUCAAGGGCCUGGAUGGUUUCUAUAACAAGGACGGGACCCAUUUGGGCGACAACGGGCAACCCGACUCAAGCCAAAACAAGCGUUUGGAGAACCUGUUCAAGCUCUACGACGCUGACGGUGACGGCUACAUAACCCGCAAAGACGUCCUAAAGAUGUUCCGCGCUCACUAUGCAAUCCAAAAGGAAUCCAUCCGCAACAAGCUGGCGAACGAGGAUAGAUUGCGAAGGCUGUUGCCCGACCUUGAUCAGAAUAAAUCUCUAAGCGCCAUCUAUCAGCCUGAUGCCCCGGGCGAAGACGAACUGGCAAUGGCCGCAGACCGCGCUCCAGCACCCUCCGGAUCACCAACCCUGCGCGAGAACACGGACGACGCCAUGCCGAGGAACAUGGCCUUGCGAGAAGGCUUUGCCGAGCGAGGAAUGGAUGCUGAAGAGACGAUGGAAGAGAGACGGAAAAAGGGCAGAUUCUAUCUCGAUGAAGAAGAAGGCCUCGUCCUCCCUGAGGGUCUCCGUGACCCCGACCUGGCAUCCAGCGACCCCGUUGAGAGACUCUACCGGGACAUACUUUACCAACAGAUUCAACAGGGCCUCAAUGAACUUCUGGAUCCAGUGUUCAAGGGUGCGGAGAGCCGCGCAAUGAGUUUGGCUGCCGCUCGCGAAAGGGACCCAAGUCUCAAGAUUGAUCUGGAGGAUGUGGAGGGUGUGAUCAGCUUUGCCGACUUCAAGGCGGCGUACGAUGGCGGAUGCAAGUACUUGGACGUGUGGUCCGAUCUCGUUCAAUUCUGAUGGCUAGAGUAUUGGGCGGAAUGAGGGAUAAGUAAACGGGUAGGUUAGGAUAACACCGUAGUUUUAUUGGUACUGCGGCUUUCGACGUCUGACGGACACCACGGCGCAAUGUCUCUGUACUGCUGUUGUCCACGGUCGAUUGAACAGCUACGAGGUGCACAGAUAUCACACCUCUUUUGAUAGGCCUUUGCGUGGGCAAAAUAAUUCUUAAUGCCCUAGUUUUUCAAACCAGU
Westerdykella ornata is the source of this 2495-nucleotide messenger RNA. RefSeq lists its product as uncharacterized. The record is from RefSeq and is a predicted model, not a curated record. NCBI's taxonomy places the organism in Eukaryota, Fungi, Ascomycota, Dothideomycetes, Pleosporales, Sporormiaceae. The transcript has a single exon. Gene Ontology annotation, cellular component: cytosol; membrane; intracellular membrane-bounded organelle. Gene Ontology annotation, molecular function: zinc ion binding; calcium ion binding. The coding region runs from base 349 to 2262 and encodes 637 amino acids.